This is a messenger RNA of Cylicostephanus goldi, 966 nucleotides long. The record is from the annotation of a GenBank genome assembly. Lineage: Eukaryota; Metazoa; Nematoda; Chromadorea; Rhabditida; Strongylidae.
AUGCUACAAAGGACUCCCAUACAGCCACAAAUGCCACCGGGGAUGUAUCAUCCUCUUCAAAUGCCACCAGUCUCAGGACUGCUACCGCCUCUGCAUCCUCCUUCGUUACCGGGAUUACCUCCAUCGAUCACCCCGAUGAGGGCACCUAUGGCUGCUCUGCCACAAACACCAAGAGCUCCCUAUCCAAUUCCACCGGUGCCCCCAUCGCCUAUGCAGCCACCACAGGUACAUGCUCAGGCGCCCGUAUCGGCAGAACACAGGGAUUUCUUCCCUUGUCCAACAAUGCAUCGCCCGGAAUUUCCGAAAGCGCAGCCUCCGUUUCCACAGCCUCCCUUGGUUGGAAAGGUGGAAGCACAAUGUGCUGUGGCACCAACACCUAUGACGCAGCAGCCCUACCCACCUUCUAAUCAAACAAUCGCAACUCCCUUUCCCGCUCCUCAGCAACCAGGAUUCAUGGCGGUUCCUCCAAGAAGAGUUCUGCCUACAGGAAUUAUCCCGAGUCUUGGUCGAGCUUUGACUGAAAAAGAUCUCAUCCCGAGGACGCCGACACCUUGUAAUUUUUCUUUUCUCGCUUUUCUCUCGAUUUCCAUGGAUAAUCAGAAUUAUCACAUCAUUUGCUUUUUGAAUCACAAAAUAUUUGUUUUAGCACCACCUCCAGCAAACAAGCAGGUUCCCGCAGGCGGAAAUGGUCCGCGCACUCCUAGUCCUAUCUCGAAAAGCUUCGAUCGCGGAGUGGGUCUUGGCGGAUCAACCAGAGACCGAGCAGAGCGAGAUCAAGGGAAUGCUUUACAAAUCAGCUCGCAGCCUCAGGGAAAAGAUUCUCUUGCGCCGGUUGCGCCAGACCGAAUGGGAGGAGGGCCGCAGGCAUGGCACGGUGAACACCCCGAAAACACCCACAACAAGACUUCGCAAGAUAGUAACGAUGACGACGCCAUGGAAGUAGGAUACGAGUCAGAUAGCAAUUGU